AUGUUUCUGAUCAAUACGAUUAAGGGAAUCCUUCACUACGAGGAGGAAGGAAAUAAUGACGCAGCAGGGGAAAAGGAAAAGAGAAACAGAAGGGUUCAUAUUACUGAGCCGAAGGACGAAGUGUGGUUAUACAAAAGUGAGCAUAAGGAGCGGCUAAGUGAAGACCAUGCCAGUGAAUAUGAAGAUGGGAGCUUUUAUGGUGAAGAAGGUGGAAAGAAGCCAAAGGACCAUUUUUUAGAGGUGCCGCUAUUCGAUGAAGACGAGUGUGGACGGAGCAUCCAAAAAAAUUUGAGGUACCUGCCGAGUAGGAAAAUAAAAGCGAUAAAGAAAAGCGAAGAGUCCGAAGUCAGCGAAGAAAGUGUAAGCACCACCGAUGAUGAAGAAGACAUGGAGGAGCCUUUUCUCGAUCUGUACGAGGAAUUAAAGAGAGAACAAAGCGUAAAGGAGUUCUACAACCCAAUGCUGCGGCCGAGGCUGUGGCGCUUCGAAUUUUUUAUAAAAUAUAUCCAUAACCUGGAAAAUCAGUUACAGAAAAACUUUUACUUAGUAUCCUUCGGAAACAUCAAGAAGCUGAAGCUCUACGGAGACCUGAACAAGGAGGUACUGUACACGCCUGGAUAUUCCAUAGAACCGGGGGAGGUCAAAUACUUGAAGAUUCCACUGCCCAUCUGGAGCGAAAAGGAGUUCAGCAUAUCCUACGAGGACUUGCAAAACUUCCAAGUGGCCAUCGAAAUGUGGUGCAUAAAGGGGUUUACAUUCAAUGAGCUGUACGCCUCGUCCAUGAAGACGCUGAAGGAGGUCAUUGAAAAUGAUCCUGACACGAACGUCAUCCUGAAGAGGAAGAUCGAGAAAAGGAACAUCACUUUUGAGGCCCAGCGUUUGGGGGUUUACAUGCAGUUGUCCGAAAUCUUCGAGUUCCACAUGGCUCUGGACAGCUGGUGGUUCAUAGCAAAUCCAGAAAUGCCCAGUUACUUAAAAACGCUGCCCAAAUUUUUGCGGUUCAAAUUUCCUCUAAGUGAAGACGACUGGGUGAUUCACAGCUCGCACAAGUCACAGAACAACUUUUGGCUCUACCCCGGAUAUUUCUGUUUCAUUGGGACGUAUCAUCAGCUUUCCAAUGCCUUUUUCAUCCUCACGGUGCUGUCCCACAACACCAGCUACCGAUACAAGCCACCCAUCCUGCUUGGGUCCUGCAUCAUAUCUUUGAAGUCUGUUACGGAGCACCCGUUUUUCAAAGGAACUGUGAAGAAGCUAACCCUAGACAAGAGCAAAUUCAGGCAGGGAGAAAUUGUGGGGAACAUAAAGUGCUUUGUUAACAGCUACGGCAUAGAGGAAGGGGACAUUCCUGUGCAGAGGCCCGUCCAGCCGCUAAGCGACGUCACGCUGCUGAACCAGCUCGAUAUGAACGACCACUACUUGGUCAUCAGAGUAAUCAAAUGCGAGAAUCUAGCCAUCAGCAGCAUCGACCUGAACAGCGUGAACAUAAGCGUUUGGGUGAAGUGGGACGGCAUAGUCAACAAGACGGACACAGUGUCGAAGAGCACAUCCCCUUUCUUUUACCAGAAUUUGUAUUUCCCCAUUCGGCUAGUGGAUAAAAAAGAGCUAACCAAUGAUACUCUCAUAAGGAAUGUGUUGCCAGUGGACUUGAUUUCGAAAGGGGAAAUAUGUUUCGAGGUCCAUAACAACAAUGAGAUACAUUCAACCAUUUUGGGGAUCUUCGAGCUUCCCUUCGCGGACAUUUUUAACUACGGCACGGAAGAUUACCGGUCCCUGGCUCAGGAAACUUCCCAAAGCAGCUACCCCUAUAACGACUACAAGGACAACUACGACGCAGCGAAUGAGGGGAUGGAACUUUCCAGCGACAAUUAUGACGACUACUACGUGAGGAAAUAUAAAACCGUCGUGUAUAAGAACACCUUAGCACUGAACAUGGAGAGCAUCCAGACGAAGAAGGAGUCUACCAUUUCGGUGGAGGCCUUUGUUAUCCCCCCAUUGCCCGAUGGAUUAGUCUUUCUGGAAAAGGGGAAAAUGCAGAACGCUUCGAUGAUUUACAAGUCCUUAUCGAAGAGGUGGGAACGGGACUUCUCCAAGUUCAAGGACACGUACACCCAGUGGUUCCCCCGGGCGGAUAAAAAUAGGAGUUUCCCCUGUGUGAGCAGAAACGAGUUUGAUAGCAACCACUACCCCCUGUGCAGCUUCGUCACUUCGAUUAAUUUGCCCGCCCAAGUGUCCACUCCGGGCCCCCUCUUCCACUGGCUGAACAACAUCGAGUACAUUGAGAAUGAAGACGAGUCGUCGAUCUUUACCCCUCCGUAUUUUUUCCUGUCGUACAAGAAGGGGACGAUACAAGACCACGUGCUGUUGCUGUGCUGCUGCCUGAAGGGCCUGGAGUACGACGCGUACGUGUGUAAAGGUAGGAGGGGAUCCCUGUGUAGUGAAGAUAAGAACCACUACUGGGUGAUGACGAGGCACGAAGACGGGUGGGUAUGCUUCUGGGAAGUGACGAACAAGUGCAUUAUCCACCUGAGGCAGAGAUGGAACAGCAGCAAAUCAGGAAAUGAAUUAGAAGUGAACAAUCAAAAGGAAAUAAUCAGCAAGAUGGUGGAGGAGAGUGACAGGAAAAAAUAUUACACUGGGGAAUAUUUAGCAAACUUUAUCCAAUACGGGCUAGAGGAAUUAAAAAAGAGAGAGAAGCAAAUCAAGGACGAAUACGACAUGAAGGAAGAAAACAGACUAUAUAAUAUGGACCUUUAUGGAGAGAAUCACAUGAAAGAUGAGCAUGUAGACGUACGGGAAAUCCUUUUCAACGAUGAGGAGAUGUUUAAUAAUACGUUUGAAGUAAAAUUUGAAAAGAAUGAGACAUACAGUUCUAGUAAAGCGUUAAAAUAUUUAUUGGAGAAUUUUUCUAAGAAUAUUCCCAUUGCUCCAAAGAUGUCUCUGCUGGAUUAUGAGAAGACUUUAGCUUAUGUGCCUUAUUCGUCCAUCGAGGUCAUUUUUAAUGACGAGCAGCUGUAUGGGAACAUGCAGAAUCAUCACCCCGCGUGCAUUCUGUACGAUUUGGAGAACAACUACCAGUGGCGCCCCCUUCUGAAUCACUCCCCCAUCCCGAUCAAGAGUGAAAUUACCAUAUCGACCCCGUUGAGCGACAGGCUUUCCGUGAAGUACACGAAGGAUCUCGAGGAUGAAAUUCAAGAGAUGAUACUCUUCAUGAGGACCAAGGAGGGACUGGAGACCUCCUUUGAGAAUUCCAAGGAGAUAAGACAUUUCCUAGAAAUGUACAUUGACCUGUGUGAAUAUAAGCUCAACUUGGACAAUAAUUACAACACGAAGCCUGAGAAUUAUGACCGUACAGGGGGGGAUGAGCCUAAAGCGGGUCAAAACAACACUGCAACUGCAGAAGCGGGAGGUGCAUCCCCCCAAACAGGUAUAGGAUUAGUCGACAACGGAGGAGAAAAUCAAGGAGAUAAAACACAAAUGAGAAAAACGUGGUCUCAAUAUAAGAACGAUUAUUACCCCAACAUUGAAGCACAGUACGUUAAUAAAGAUAAUUUUAACUUUUAUCAGACCUACCACCCAAGUGAACACACUGAUAUGCUAAAGCAGGAGCAGAAGAAGCACCUGGUAAACAUCCCAGAGGAUUACAUAUACGGGAUGAAUGAUGAGGUGUACAAUAAUGGGAAGGAACAGUACAUAAAGAACUACGUCUUUUGUAGGAAUAACGCGGACAUCCUAAAUAACUAUGAUGAUAGUGUGAAGAGGAAAAAUAUAAAACGGUUCAGCAAUGCACCUGUGCAUUACCAGGAGAGGGCCGACGUGGGGGGAGAGUGCACUGAUGGGGGGAGUGAUAGGGGGAGUAAUAGGGGAAGUGAUAAGGGGAGCGCUAAGGGGAAAGAUCCCCAAAUGGGGGAAAAGAUAAAAUGUGUCCUUACCCCCAAUGGAGGGGAGGCAGCUGAAGAGAAGGAUAUCCCAACCAUGACGGGGGGCGGUACCAUCGACAGAAAAGGGGACUCAUCUAGUGAGGCGAAUGAGGAAGAGGAGUUGUACAAAGAAAUCAAAGAGAAGUAUCACUACGAUGAGGAGAAAACGGAAGAGGAAGACAAAGGGGAGGAGUCGGAAGGGCGGCACGGCUGCAUUGAACGACAAGAUGUUCCAAACAAGUAUAUCAAGAAGUACAACAAAAAGUAUGAUAACCUUCUUAAACUUCAGAAGAGUUUGAAGCGGAAAGAGAAACAGAUGAAGGAAGAAAUGGUGGACGUUAAGUUGGGGGGGGAAUUUUUCCAACGUGGUCGGCUAGGUAGAGAGUCCUUCUUCAGCUAUGUAGACACACAGACAUUUUUGAAAAGCAUCUUGGGGGGAGGAAAAACACAUACAAAGGGGGUUAAUAAGUCAGUGCAUGAUAAGAGGUGCGCUAUAUGUCAUCAUCUGUUUAAUGGCUACCUUAUUAUCCCCUCGAGGGGGGACCAUUGGGGAGACGGCACUGAUGAUGCCUGCAAGGGGGAAGUGACACAGCGGGGGAGAAGAACCGGUGACAAAAGCGGUGACAAAAGCGGUGACAAAAGCGGUGACAAAAGAGGUGACAAAAGCGCGUACCGCCUGAGGAAGCCACACCCCAGUGGGAACAAGUUACGUGAAUUAGUCGCCAAGUAUAAAAAACGAUAUCACAAAAAAAGGAUGGAAAGGAAGAUGCAUAAGUUAAAAAUGGCUCUGCUAAAGCGUAGGAUUAGGGGGAAAAGGAAAAGAAGAAGCGAUGCAUGUUUUGAGAGAAACCCAUUCGUCAUUCAGAAGAAGGUGCAAAACAGAAGAAAAAGUUCCCCUUCGUCGCCUGAUACAGAAGUGAUGGGCGCGUUGCAAAGGAGGAAGCUGUUCCUUUGCCAGAGCCAUCAUCAGAUGUACGCGGACCAGCAAUUCCUCGACAUGGGCAGCAACCCAGUGGGGGGUUACCAGCAGAGCAUCGCACAAGAGAAACUGCAUAAUAGCUACUCACACAACCCGGUGAUGCAAAACCGUUACGCAGAUAAUAAUGCAAGUGAUAUGUUACAUGGGAACAACUUCCAGGGAACCUUCUAUGAACAUGUGCAAGGAAAAAAUACAGACGACAGACUGGGAGCUAAUGUGAACACUCAAACUGGUGGGCAGCAUCUAAACGGACCAACUGAAUCAAAGGAAAAAGCUCCCACAUCGAUCCCUCCAAAAACGUGGAGCAGAUUAGACCCCACGUCCAAGUAUCGUGCUCAUCAGAUUUCACAGUGGAAUUGGUAUUACUCAUUGGAGGAGCAGUACUUCAACUGGCAGUACUACAAAUUCCCCGUACCGCCGAACCACACGUUCGUUGGGUUCCCGAUUCAUUUUUCGACCAUGGAUUUCUACGAAGUCAAGUCAUUCUUGCUGCACUCCAAGCGAUUCGAGAACAUCAUGAAGCUGUCCAUAGACAACAUCUCCUUCCUCAUAUAUUGCAAAGUGUUCCCCUUAAUUGGCGGGAUCAUGUCAAACUGGAUGUUCCUGGGCUGUUUGGUACCCUGGAUGACUGCACAAGAGCGGGAAACCAAAAUGAAGAAGCCCCCGAAGAAGGACGUCAACCAGAGGUAG
Plasmodium inui San Antonio 1 is the source of this 5586-nucleotide messenger RNA. RefSeq lists its product as hypothetical. NCBI's taxonomy places the organism in Eukaryota, Apicomplexa, Aconoidasida, Haemosporida, Plasmodiidae. The transcript is spliced from 21 exons. The coding region runs from base 1 to 5586 and encodes 1861 amino acids. The record is from RefSeq and is a predicted model, not a curated record.